Diaporthe citri is the source of this 1377-nucleotide messenger RNA. RefSeq lists its product as uncharacterized. The coding region runs from base 1 to 1377 and encodes 458 amino acids. The record is from RefSeq and is a predicted model, not a curated record. NCBI's taxonomy places the organism in Eukaryota, Fungi, Ascomycota, Sordariomycetes, Diaporthales, Diaporthaceae. Gene Ontology annotation, molecular function: FAD binding. The transcript has a single exon.
AUGGCUGUUUCAAGCAGUACGACUCUUCCAAUCAUCAUAUCCGGAACAGGUCCGUCCGCGCUGCUUCUUGCCCACGCACUACUAAAGGCCACGCCGCCGCUGCCAUUCCGGCUGUAUGAGCGCGACAAGUCAAUGACACAUCGCGUUCAAGGCUACCGCUUCGUCGUUAGUGGACGUGGUGUGAAAUCAUGCCGCGACGUUCUCAGCCCCGAGCAUUUCGACCUCCUGCGCGCAACAUGUGGUGAUAUCCAGAGCCCACCCCCUAGGCGGCUCGACGCGCUCUCAGGCACCCUGUUGGGCGGGUUCGACAUGAAUUUUAGAAGCCGUGAUAAGCAAGAAGAGCCGCUGAAAGUCGACCGGACGCUGAUGAGGCAGGCCCUCUUCAGAGGUCUGGAAGACUACACCACGUUCGGCAAGGAGAUUGUCGGGUAUGAAACCUUCACCACCGUCGGGGAUGAAACCGGCACGACCAAUGGUGACGAAGACGGGUCCGGCGUCCUGGUGCGGUUCUCGGAUAAUUCGACAGUGCGAGGCUCCCUCCUGGUCGGCGCCGACGGCGGCUUCUCGCGAGUUCGCGCACAGCUCGUACCUGAUGUUCAGCUUCUCGACUGCGGGAUGCGAAUGGUCCUCGGCAAGACGCCGCUCACUCCCGCCUUUUACGAGGCUCUGGGCGCGACAGGUGAAGACGACCCACGCGCGGCCACGCUCCUAGACAGCAUAGCGUUCGUGGCAGACCCCGCCCCCCGGAACUCACCCAUGUUCUUCAUGUUCGACCCAAUGCGGUUCGGCGGCCGCGCAAAGGUCGAGGCCAGUGCCCCGGACCUCGGGGCUUCCAUCCCGCUCGAUUACAUCUACUGGGCGCUGUCUCUGCGCAGCGACGAGCCCGAGGCGCAAGGCAAGGAAUGGAGAGCCAUGGAUUCCAAUGCAGCCGCCGACUUGGCCGAGGACCUGACCAAGUCCUGGGCUCCGCCUCUGCGCGCCCUUGUGAGGCACCAAGACCGCUCGCAGACCCAGUCCCUCCGCAGUUCCAUCAUUCCGAUUCCACUACGUGACUGGCGCAAGCCCACUGCUGUUGACGGUGCCGAAGGCUCUGGGGACGAAACGGUAUCGUCAGUAUCGAGCCCUAUGGUGACUCUCAUCGGCGACGCUGCACAUGGCCAGCCGCCGACGGGCGGCAUGGGAGCAGCCACCGCGUUGACUGAUGCAGCGGUGCUGGGCGCAUCGCUGGCCGAGCAUGGGACUACGCGGCGUGCACUCGAGGUGUAUGAGGCUGAGAUGCGUGCUUACGCUGGUCCGGCCAUCGAGGGGAGCCUGAAAGGCGGCAGGAUAUUCACCAAUAUGCAGGACCUGGAGGAGAUGAAACCGAUGAGGCAUUGA